UCCAUCCUGCAUCCCUUCAACCUCGAGGUAAGCAGUAUUGAGAGAGAAUUGGACAUAAAAUGAAUAACAGACCGGGUGGAGAGGCUGUGAUAGCCGUUCAAGAACGAGCAAGGAUUGGAGGAGUUGAAGUGUCAAGACAGACAGUGAUAGCUGCAACAGAUGAGGGUAUUGUGGCUGUUCAAGUGGAUUCUGUGGGACAAGUGGGCGGCAACCGUUCAGCAUUACCAUUACCAGGUGGACGCCCAGCGUUAGCAGGGGGUCCUCGGUAUCCAACGCCGGCGGUGAGCUACGAGGACGAGAGGGGCUGUACAGAUUACUGUUGUUUGGCGUGUGACAGCGAUUAUAAGUGGUACAGCUUAAAAGGAAAAGGAUGUUUCUGGUUUAUGGUUCUUUUGUUGUUUUAUUUGAUCGUGGGUACCAUACUGCUGCCGUUUUUUAUCAUCUACCUGGUGUGCCUGUGCAUAUGUUAUCCUCUUGGCUGCUGUAAAGAUAAUGACGACACAGACAGGCCACUUUUUAGGUCAUAAAGUGGGACAGUUUAUCCUCGCUCGACUUGGAAGCAUCACGAACCUUCAGUUAUAAUGACCGUACUUUUUGGCUGAUGUAUGAGAAGUCUAACACUUACUUUACGUCUUACUCGUAAAAAGUCGAGAAAAGAAACGCAGAAUUUGAGGUGGCAGUUAGGUCUAAUCGACAUUUACGGACUUGUUGAGCGUAAUUCAUGUACAAUUGAGAGCUAUUUGUAUCUGGACUAUCUCACAGUGUUUUUUUUUUUGUCUAUACCUUUUAAAACUUAUUUUGGACGCAUUAUAAGUUCUGAACGACUAAUACUACUGCCAAGAUAACGGCCAAUUUGUCAAAUUAAUAAAUCUCAGCGGGUUUGAUCGGGGACCACACUCAAGUAGAGAAAUGACACAGGCAAAGAAUAGAUACUCCUGAUCGUUUUGGGCCGGUUGAAGGAAAAUUUGUGCCAACCAGGUCAUUGAUAGCCUCAUGUGCGCAAAUUUUUCCUUAACUGGGAUCCGAUUCGUUUAAGAUUGUACAUUAACAAGAUUAAGCGCAGUGAUCUCAGAUGACUUCAUUUGGAAUGAUUUCCAAUUUUCCCUCUGAAAAUGUUUUCGUAGAGAUAGCUGUGCUGAAACCAUAAUAAUCAUACCAGGCAAUCAAAGCGAAGGAGAUAUUACAAGGAACCAAUAAGGAUUCAAAGUGAAAUCAAGGAAAGCGCUCCUAGCGCGGGAAAACGUGAGCGGCCAAAAGUUAUGAUUGGUUGUAGUUUUGAAUCUGAUUGGUUGAGAAAGUGGAACGCGGAGAUUUCUGGACCAAUCACAUAUCAAGUAAAGCAAAAAGAAAGCAAUUCCGGAUUACUUCCAAUACUUAACUGAAAAUUGCUCUAAUCUUGUUACAUUCUUCCAAGCUGUGAACUACAAAAUUAUUGAAAAUCUUCAUUUUAAUCAAACUAUUCUUUUUUUAUUCUAUUUUACUCCUCCUGACUAGGAUGAAAACUGAAUAUCGUGGCAUUAAUUUUUCUAAGAGAGGAUUUUUUUUCCCUUCGAUCAAUAUCAGAGUAAUGUUUAAGGGUUCAUCAACAUUAAUAACUAUUAAAUUGUUUAAAAUUUAAAGGAUACAAAACGGGCGCAUUUCAUGGGCAAGGGCUAAACAAAAGGUGCGGACAUUAAUGCAGUGAUUCCUUCCUGUGAAACUUAUCUCAUGAAUUUGCACGUCACCCAGUCGCCUUUAUUUCUGAUGAAUUUGCCAAGUUUUGGAUUAUUUUAGAUGUGAUCAAUUAUAUUAUUAAUUUCGAAUUAUCUAGUUUCUGCUGUGUUAGUCACCAUCUGGCAUUGACUACUGUGGGAUAUAGUGUUUAUUUUCUUGAGUUCUGGGCUGUUUGUUGCUCAAGGUUUAAUCAUAUUUUGUUGACGACGAAGGGUUAUAUAUUAGAGUCAGUUAGAACUCUUCAA
This is a messenger RNA of Stylophora pistillata, 1958 nucleotides long. RefSeq lists its product as uncharacterized. Lineage: Eukaryota; Metazoa; Cnidaria; Anthozoa; Scleractinia; Pocilloporidae. The record is from RefSeq and is a predicted model, not a curated record.